AUGGCCCCACUGGUGCGACAGGUGCACAUUCAGCAGCAGCAGGAUGGAAAUGAUCCACAACCAGUCACAUCUAAUGCCGGCCGGGUUGGUGUGGCACCUUUGCAUCGUUGCGGCAGCGAUCCUGAUCCGUUCGUUACCUUCGACCCUGCAUUCGAGAAUGGAAACCCGUUUUCACCGGGAAUCUGGGACGAAAAGAAAGGCCGACCGAAAGCUGUUCUUUCGUUUUCGGGUAUUAUUAUUUCUGUCGGGAUUGGUGAAAGGACCUUGGACGAGGAAGCUUCUCCGGCUGGUGCUGCUACUCUCUGGGAAAGUGGUGAUGACGGCAGGCGAGCUGCCGACAAUGACCUGCCUCAAGAAUUUUUCCGCUUCCGUGCGGAAGGUGGUGUCGAGAACGGGGUGGGUAAUUUGAAAGCGAUAGCGUUUGCUACGAUGGAAGGCUUUAUGACCAAGCAGCAAUUGACAACGAGGAGAACUACGUUGCUCGCUUCGUUGAGCCGCGCCGAGCAGUUUAUGGAACGAUACAAUGAGGAACGGGACAAACUCGAGGCAGCUUUCCACGACACAUUUUCCGCGCUCAUACACUCGAAUCCUGACGUGGCAGGAAGUUACCCAGUAACAUCGACACAAACGCGCGAUGGUCCCAUUAAUGAAUCUUCGAUGUUUUCCGCGACAACUGCCGUCAAAUUAGCGAAAUCUGGCCACCAUUCACCGCUGCCUGAUGCCGAGAAGAGUAUUUUAAUGCUGACGGUGGUUCUGGUUGUAGUCGAUCGAUAUGGGAAGGAACAUUUGGCUCGAGCUUUGCUGGACUGUGGUUCGCAGCCAAACAUAAUUUCCGAAAGAAUGGUACAAAUCCUUCGGUUAAAGCGAAAAAGGGCGAAUGUGCUUAUUCAGGGAAUAGGUAACCAGCCACAACAUGUAACUCAAUCCGUUUCCACGCAAGUCCGGUCUCGCAAGGAAGAUUUCGCUUUGGAUGUGAACUUCUUGAUUUUGGAAAAGGUAACGUCAAACUUACCAGCCUGUGACGUGCUUAUUGAUGACUGGUGUCUUCCCGAGAAAUUAUUUUUGGCUGAUCCAAAUUUCAACAAACGAGCCGGUAUUGAUAUGAUAAUCGGAAACGAACACUUUUUCUCAUGUUUUAAAACAGCUGCAAGAAUUGAGCUAUCCAAUUCCCUGCCGACGUUAGUGGACAGCGUCUUCGGAUGGUUAGUUUCAGGAACAGCGACUAUAUUUCAACCCUCACAUGAAGUUUUGCAUCACUCCAUUACCGCUGUUUCGCUUGCUACCCUCGAGGAAAGUUUAGAACGGUUUUGGGAAACAGAAGAGCUGCCAAACCAAUCCAAUUAUUCCAUAGAUGAGCAAAACUGUGAGCAGUUAUAUGCAGCGAAUGUUGCCAGAGAUUCUGAGGGAAGAUACGUGGUGCGAUUUCCCCGCCACCCCAACUUCGAAGAAAUGCUUGGGGAGUCUAAAGCGGCUGCACAGAGACGUUUUGAAUCACUAGAGCGAAGGUUGUACCACGAUGACCAGCUGCAAAAAGAAUAUAGUAAAUUCCUUCAUGAGUACAUAGCCCUUGGACAUAUGCGCCUGGUUCCACCCCACGACAAAUUUGUUUCCAACCAAUGUUUCCUCCCACAUCACCCGGUUGUCAAAGAGCUUGCCGAAGACGAAGGAAGGUCGUACCCCUUGGGAGGCCCAGCUCUGCGGAAAGGCUAUUACGUUGAUGAUUUCAUCGCCGGAGCUCAAUCAGUGGAAGAAGCAACACAACUACGAUCUGAGUUGAAUGAACUGUUAUCCAAAGGCGGAUUUUCUCUGCGAAAAUGGACAUCGAACAAGCUCCAGGUUCUACAGGGCCUUUCGGCGGAUGAAAUUGGAACUCACUCAUCUUUGAAGUUCGACAAGGAUGAAACUGUCAAAGCUCUCGGCAUCUCAUGGGAACCUCAAAGAGACAUAUUGAGAUUCGAUACUAACAUCAGCCAGAAAGGAAAGUUGACAAAGCGAGCAAUACUUUCCAAAAUUUCACAACUUUUCGACCCUUUGGGUCUGAUCGCUCCAGUUAUAAUACGCGGAGAAAUUCUAAUGCAACACCUGUGGUUGGAGUCCUAUGGAUGGGAUGAUGAAGUUCCCGAGAACAUAGCAACGAAAUGGAAACGAUACUCCGAGCAGCUACCAUUGCUAACUGGUUUUAGAGUGAGCCGCUAUGCCUUUCUGCCGAACGCCGAGAUUCAACUACACACGUUUGCAGACGCCUCCGAAACAGCCUAUGGAGCAUGUACAUACGCAAGAUCCGUCGACACUCAGUGCAAUAUUUCAGUACAACUGUUGGCUUCAAAAUCUCGUGUAGCACCGCUCAAGCGGGUUACUCUUCUUAGGCUGGAGUUGUGUGCUGCUGAUCUUGCCGCAAAACUCCAUUCCAGGAUAAUCCAAGCACUGCAGAUUAAUAUCGCCUCAUCGUUUUUUUGGUCCGACUCCAUGGUUACAUUACAAUGGCUGAAAUCUCCGCCAAACACCUGGAAAACCUACAUAGCCAAUCGAGUGUCGGCUAUUCAGACUGCUACCCACGGAGCGCAAUGGAAACAUGUUGCUAGUAAGCAAAACCCAGCUGACCUAGUAUCACGGGGUUUGGAGACAAGUGAACUUUUAAACAGCGCAGUUUGGAAACAUGGUCCCGCCUGGUUAUCCCUCAUCCAAGAACAGUUUCCUUCAUCGAGCAUUCCCGAUUACCCCAACGAUGGAAAAGAAAGACGAAAGGUGGUAGUUGCUAGCGCCAAAAUAGAACCACUGCACAAUCCCUACUUUUCACGAUUUUCAUCGCACAAUCGACUUGUUCGCGUUACAGCUUAUUGUCUCCGGUUUGCCCAAAGAUGUCUCAUGAAAACCCGGACGCAGUUAUCCAAUGAACCCCUACGUAUUUCGCUUGCAGUCAAGGAGUUGACAAACGCCCAAUCGAUUCUCGUUCGAAUUGCUCAGCAUGAUGUGUUCAAGCAGGAGAUCAAAGAUUUGAAAAGGGACUGA
This is a messenger RNA of Topomyia yanbarensis, 3009 nucleotides long. RefSeq lists its product as uncharacterized. The transcript is spliced from 7 exons. The record is from RefSeq and is a predicted model, not a curated record. Bases 1 to 3009 code for a protein of 1002 amino acids. Gene Ontology annotation, molecular function: aspartic-type endopeptidase activity. Gene Ontology annotation, biological process: proteolysis. NCBI's taxonomy places the organism in Eukaryota, Metazoa, Arthropoda, Insecta, Diptera, Culicidae.